Molecule: messenger RNA, 3165 nt
Organism: Ixodes scapularis (black-legged tick)
Lineage: Eukaryota; Metazoa; Arthropoda; Arachnida; Ixodida; Ixodidae
Gene: SerRS-m
Product: serine--tRNA ligase, mitochondrial
Exons: 2
Coding region: 1144-2439 (431 amino acids)
Biological process (GO): mitochondrial seryl-tRNA aminoacylation
Cellular component (GO): mitochondrion
Molecular function (GO): tRNA binding; ATP binding; serine-tRNA ligase activity
Source: RefSeq, a predicted model, not a curated record
AGCUCUCCAUGGUUUUUAUCGACGUGUCUGCAACCGCGUCUGCCGCUGAUAACGCAGUGGACGCGUGUUUGCGGUAUCCCCUGUUCUCUCGGUUUAACAUCUACAAGUACAAUAGAAAGAAUACAAAAAGAAGGCCAUACUUUGUAGCAACACGGUACGUGUCAGGAGAGCACGGCGACUGUUAUCUUAGCUUCCUGUUCUCGGCGGUCGCAGACCGCGAGGCAAACUAACGACAACGCCAUUCAAUUUUCUCUUUUUUAUUUUUUUCGUUGGUCGCGCUUUUUACAGAACGACUCCACCUCCAGACUCCGGGCUGGGCCAGCUUGGUCGAAAACCCGCUGUGUUCUCUAAAAUUAGAGCUCUCUGGCAUUCCGUUCCCAGCUUCUUCCGCCAAAGAUUGUGACACCGCGGCACUAAUGGACAGGGAGUGUUAUUAAAUACAGCUCUUUGUUCGCCGAAGCGACAUAAGUUUCCCGUUUUACCCAAACAAUAUUCUUCGAAUUGGAUUUGGAUAAUUAACAAAAUCCCACCCCAAGACUGUUUCAGUUACCGCAGUUAUUAAAAUGGUACACGGCUGGUAGUCGUCUGCUUUUUGCGCAGGACGUCAAAACGACGCCGAGCUCUUGUUGGCUGAUUGAAACAAAUAGUGGGUAGACGUCAAGCCAUCUAGCCUUGAGGACUACCCACUAUCCUUUCAAUCAAAGCUAAUCAGAGCUCGGCGCCGUACUGACGUCACCGCAACUCUGCAUCGGAGGAACUAGGGGAACCGCACAGCGAGCAUAUCAUGAAAACGAAAGUAGAAAAUCUGAACCGAAUGCGUGGAUCAUCCUUGAGCUAUCUUCAAUUACCCUUCAGCACAGUGACCAGUACGAAUGAAUGUGGGAUAAAAAUUUAUAAAGCGUAACACAAGAUAAGAAACUACAACAAUAACACAAAGUUUUGCUCGACUCCGCAAGUCUCAACGCGCCGACUACGGAGGAUUUCCCUGCCUUCGUCCACGAACAGUGAAAGAAAAUGUCUGCCCCCACUGUUCCGGCAUGAAUGUCGGCGAACGUCGACUGGCGAUAUGAGUUCAUAACCGUAGGACCUUAAUCCUGCAACUUCAAUCGUGAGAAGCCUCAUAAACGGGCACGGAAAGCUAACAUGUUGAUUCUACGAUGUUUUUUCGGCGCGGCCAAUCUCGGCCGACUCAUCCCCGUGCGCCGAUUCACGAAGGGGUCGUCCAGACUCUUCGACCUCGACAUCGAAUUCUACUGCAACCCGCAGAACCGGCACGUCAUCGAGGAAAACUUGAACCGCCGCGGCUACGAGGCGGACCUGGACCAACUCAGCAAACUCUGGGAUGAACUCAAGGUGAAGCCAGAGUCCAACGAGCGACUGCGGCUCGAUCUCUUGCGCGCCGUCGCUCGCCUGCCGAACGCUACCCACCCCGACGUCUUGGCGAACGCGACCGGCAACCCGGUAACGGUCGAAACGGUCGGCGAGAAACCGGCUUUCGACUUCGUGCCGAGACGUUUUGAAGUGCUCAUGAACAAAAUGGGCCUCUUCCAAGCGGACCCCAACUAUAACGUCCUGUGCGGUGAGCGUACCUACUUCCUCCGCGGAGACCUGGCGCAUCUUGAACAAGCUCUGGUUCACUACACGUUCGAUCGGUUGCUGGGUUUGGGCUUCACACCGGUCACCGUGCCGGACGUGCUGCACCCGGACGACCUGGAGGCUUGCGGCAUGGCUACGACGGGGCAGCGGAGCCAGGUUUACCGUCUCAAGACCCACUGGGGCACGGAGGCCUGCUUGUCCGGCACGUCGGAGAUGUCGCUGGCGAACCUCUACCGCGACCAGUGCCUCACUUCGACCGACCUGCCGAUAAAGAUGGUGUCCGUGAGCCGCUGCUACAGGGCCGAGAUCUCGUCGGUUAAGUCUGAGAAGGGCCUGUUCCGUGUCCACGCCUUCAACAAGGUCGAGAUGUUUGGCAUUGCUCCGCCGGGACAGAGCGAUGCCCUCCUCGAGGAGUUUGCCCAGAUCCAGUGCGACCUGUUCACAAGCCUCGGACUGCACUUCAUGGUUCUUGACAUGCCCCCGAGCGACCUGGGCCAGCCCGCCUACCGCAAGUUUGACAUUGAGGCCUGGAUGCCGGGCCACCGAGCCUACGGGGAGAUCUCGAGCGCCUCCGACUGCACAGACUACCAGAGCAGACGACUGGGCAUCACGUGCCGCGAGUCGCUGGGGGAGACCCCCAGGCAUGUGUCUACGGCCAACGGUACAGCGUGCGCUGUUCCAAGAAUGCUUAUUGCCCUGGUGGAGAGCAAUCAGCAGAAGGACAACUCCGUGCUCAUCCCGGAAGUGCUUCAAAGUUACAUGGGCGGCCGAAGCGUCAUGGAGGCGUCCGCCCUGGACAGAACAAUGCGGUGGUUGCCCUUUUACUUUAUGGAGAACCAAUAGUUUGCAGCACCGAGACUAUUCACCCAGUGGAAUCGGCGCGUUAAAGAGUCGAGGCAUGCGUCACGGGUGUGACAUAUAGUGAUUACCUCAGAACCACUGACAUCCCAGGUCAAAAUCCUAGAAUGUCGGUGGUUCAAGGGGUUCCAACCGGUGUAAGAGGAAUAGUCAGUGUAAGGAGAAGGGUAACUCUUUUUCCUGUUUGCGAAGAUUCUCUAAAGCUAGAGAGAUUGGGAAGUCUGCCUCUGUGUGAGCUUCCUAUGCUUGUGGUUGACUCUUUGUUAUGGCAAUGCCACAAAAAAGAGAGAUGGGUGAUGCAUUUAUAGCCUAAAAGGAGGCUUCAGUUGCAUAAAUCCUGACAUGACGCAAGCAUUUUCCAGAAUCGCACGAACUCGUCCAUACUUUCUUGUGCACUACUGUGGAAACCUGUCCCAAAGUACUCACUUGGUGAUUGCAAGCUGGGAGAAAGGAGGGAACAACAAAAUAGCACACUUGUGUACUUAAGGCACUGUUGGGAUGCUUUUUGCACACUUUGCCAGGAGCUAAACAUGUUGCAGACAAAGAUGCUUGUGUGUUUUUGCAUGUCUUGUUGUUUGUAACAUUAUUGUUCAGUCCAUUAUGGUAAGAACUGUUGAACCGAGAAAGAAAGCCAAGGUGCACAUUUCCAGUGGAAGAAGCACAGAGUGGAUUUUGAAAAGAUUGAUAUUGAGAAUAAAAUACCUACACCAA